CGCCAUUUUGUUGGUUGCACAUCCACCAUCGAAGCAAAAACAAACAACACACACUGCGAGAAUAUCAAAAAGUUAUUCCACCAUAAUUUGGAUUUUCAAAUUUGAUUCCAUCUCGAAAUCUAGAUUUUUUCCCAAUUUGGAAAAAAUAUAUACAAAAUUCCUUCCCCCCAGGUAUAUAGAUAUUUCGUUUUUUUCGUUUAAGAAACAUGAGAGGAGAGGACAAAGAGAGAAUAUAAAAAUUUCAAGAUUCUAAAAAAUCGAAAUAAAUGAGGAGUAAUAAAUCAUAAUAAUCUCAAUUAUAGUGGGGUGUUGGGUGAGUAGUAAAUUACGUGAGAGUAAUUUACGAAAAUCUGAUAAGCAAACCAGCCCGAAAGAUGAUGGAGAAUCGCGACUUGAUAAGUGUGGAGCGUUUCUCGAGGAGUAGUUUUACGAGUAGGAGUAGUAACUUUUUUGUGGGGGAGGUUAUUAGAAGGGACUAUUGGAGUGGGGGAACGGGAAGUCAGGGGGAGGAGGAAUAGAUGUGGGACAGUAAGACGUUAAGAUAACGACGACAAAGAGAGAGAUAAACUUUGUUUUUGUUAAGAUUAAAGAGGCGACAAAUUGGAGGGAAAAAGUGACUUGAACUUGUUGUUUUGAGAAGUCAAGAUAAGUGACACGUAAUAGUAGUGACAAGGAGGGAGGACUUGUCGAAGGUUGCCUCUCGUGACAAAUUGCAAUGCAAUGAACAACUUAAUGAUGCAGUUGGGUGCGGUGUUAUCAACCGCAAUUGAAGAAGCUACCCGACAUGCUACUGCAGCAGUGAGAAAUCCAAACCAGACAAAUACUAACAAUACUGUGUCCUCGGUCACAGCGACGGUCACUUCAUCCCGAUUUGAUGGUAGUGGCGGAGAUGAAACGACGAGUGGAAGUUCGUCAUCGUCAAGUAACAGUGAUCAUCAGCAUCAAGAUGGGGGAGAAAGACAUCGUUCAGGGGAAGAAGAACGGGGUGGGGGAAGUGGUGGUGAAAUGGAAGACUUAAUUAUUUUACCUCCUCCUCCUGUAGUGACGACGAGUGAGUGUUUCGUUGGUGGGAAACAGGUCACUAUAACGACGACGACGACAAUGUCGGGUCAGACGCAUGUCAAAGUCGUUGGGGUCACGGAAAUGAAUAAGCGUCAAGAACUUCAAAAGUCGCAGCCGCAAUUUGAAGCAAACUUGGUUUCUAAUUGUCCCCUUAUUGUAGAAUCUCAUAAAAGGUAUUCCCCUCCCAUCGUGUUGCAACAGCAACAACAACAUCCUGUCCCAGUGUCGUUGAUGAAUGGUGGGAGUCCACCCACUCCACCCUCUUCACUGUUAUCAUCACCAGGUAACGAAAGCCCCACGUUCCCGAGUCGUCUAACAACCACGCCACCACUACAACUGACGACGACGCAUUUCCCAUCCGUUCCCGUCCCAAUCGAUGUCCCCGUCGAUGCCGUCGGACAGCAAGAAAUAGUACAACACACACCUCCACAACUACUACCAUUACCACAACCUCCUAUUCCUUCCGAAAUUGUGGAUAAUUGUAGUCUUCAACUAAGGGUAAUAAAUGCUAACAGUGAGUCACCACCUCCUCAAAAGAUGGAUCGCCCACCUCCACACCCCGAACCCGAGAAGGAAACAAUAGUUCCUCCUCCACCGCCGCCGCCGCCCACAAUUCUCCACAGUUACCCAGUUGAAAUCUCCCCGCUACCCGUUAUACCUGCAGUAACGACAAGGGUUCUAUCUCCUCUCCUUCGAAUUGAGGCGUCAGAAUCAUUACCACCAACCACCCGAAUUAUUCCUCUUCCGCCCAAAAUGGCGUCAUCUCCACCACAAAAUCAACAGAUACCAAUUUCUCAAAGCGUGUUUACCCCCUCUUCCUCGUCUCCUCCUCCCGUAACAGAAACCUAUUUGAGACGGGUUGUUAGCAAUGACGACGUAUUUGGUGGAAACAACAGUAGUUGUAAUCCCAACUCUGUCAGACCCACGGUUCUCAUGAGCAUGACGCCCAACUCUACUGCUACUAGGAUUAACAGCUUAUCAUCCCCCACUCCGCCAUUAUCGCCGCAAGUAGCGCUGUCUCUCGUGCUCCAGGAUCAUAAUUACGUGGCAUUUCCAAAAUAUUCACCCCCUCGAAUGUCGUCAAUGUCUCCCGUGAGAUCAUCCCCUCCCUCAUCGUAUUCAGUGUACAAUUCUAAUACAAGUAUCCCUCAUCACCACAAGAACCCUCAAUAUGGUGCUAUGAACAUGAGCAACUUGACACCAUCACCAAGACCUUUACCGAUGACUAACUCUUCUCCUGUUGGUGGUGGACCUGGAGGAAUGUCAAUCACACCAUCACCCUCAAUGAAAGUGGUCAAGAAUAGAGUACGAAGAACGGAGGGAUUAGAAUCGUCAAAUCGAGGAAGGAUAAGGAGAUCGUUGGGUAAAAGAGAUGGCACAACGGCUCCCCACACGAGGAGAAAGAGUGGCGUAAGACGUGGUGGUGGCACAGGUCAAAGGAGGGGUCCCAAGCCACAAAGCAGCAGCACGCUAAUUCCAAACGUACAUACAUCACCAACAUCAUCCCCAGCUGCAACAGGACUUGUAUCCCCCAUCAACUUGUUGACCCUCGCUUCGGUGAGUCACAGUAAAAGUGGAAUCCCUGUACCCCAUCAUCAUCACCGCCACCACCACCACCACCACCACCAUCAUUCGGAAUUUAGCCCCCUCGACAAGUAUAAUAAACCAAGCAUGGAAAUCACUACAACCAGCAGCAGCAUGACGAAUAAUCGUAGUCGACAUGAAAGCACGACAUCUACUCAAUCGGCCUCUGAAGGUGAAGAUGAAGAUGAUGACAUUGAUGACGAUAAUGAUGACGACGACAAGGCCAGCGGUAACAACAGUGAUCAUAGCAGGUUGUACAUUGCAGAGGACAACGAAUUUCCAGAAAACGGGGUUCGAAAUUUAAAUUCGUCUAAUAACGCGAUGAAGAGACCACCCACCCCACACGGAACGGAUGAAGGAAUUACCCGCUGCAUUUGUGACUACCUGCACGAUGAUGGUUUUAUGAUUUGCUGUGAUAGGUGUUUCGUCUGGCAGCACGUCGACUGCAUGGGAAUUGACCGAACAGCCAUCCCAGACACGUAUCUAUGCGAAUUGUGCAAGCCCAGAUGGGUUUCAAAAAGUAGGGCGAGAACAAUCCAGUCAAGAAAGCUGGACAUUAUCGAAAAGGAUAAGGAUGUAUCAUUUGACAAGCUUUCGGUGCAAAAUUUGGACGAGAUGAGUUCAAGAAUAGCGGCCAAUGCUGCAAUCCGUGAAGCAAGCAUGAACAACAAUAGUACCACUAUCAAUCUUCUCUCUCCCGUCAUUCCAAGUUCCCCAAAUAAAUUUAUCGAUGCUAAGGUCCGCCGCCGAGGAAGGCCUAGUCUUUCGAAUGGACAAGGGCUCCACCAUCAUUCCCUGCCCGCUGGCAACAACUCUGACACGGAUGAAGACAUGGAUGGAAGUGGGAUGUUAGGCACCUCAGGAGGGGGGAAUAAUAAUAGAUCAAGAAAAUUUAGUGGGAGAAGAUUAAAGCACGAAUCCUCAAGUGGAGGGGGAGCAAAUCCUGGCAAAGGUAGUGGACGCGGUGGCGCUCGUAAGUUGAAACUUGGAGAGAAUCGAAUCAAACGGAGUUACACGAGGAGGCACACCGUUCCUGCCAUGUCCGGCCCUUCAUCUCAUCAUCAUGAUAGAAAUUUGGCGUUUAAAUCCCCACAAGGAGAAAAGACAGGAUUCCUGGAUGGUGGAGGAUCUGGCACGGAUGAUGCAAUUUCUUCAAGUCCACUGGUCUCUCCUGGAGAGGAAACUAAGAGAGGAUUCUUCUCCAACCAUUACAACAACAAUAGUAGUAAGCGAUUUGAUGAUACUGAUGACUUAUCAAAUGGUGGCUCAGAUUCUCAGCAUGGUGGUGGGGAUAACGACAACGCGUCGUUUAAUUCGUUAAUCGAAUCGAGAAGGAAAGCUCCAAGGAAGCAGACCUUCAGAGCCAUUACGAACGGUGAUAUAAGCCCUCCCCACAUCAUCUCUUCUCCGUCUGAUUCGACGGAAAAAUCUGGAUUAGCAACAUCCGCUCAAUCUGCAAAGUCUCCGCUAUUGGAUAACAAAGCUCACACUCCGACAAGUUCUUUACCUAUGACGAACGGAUUUCUGAGCAGUAGCAGCAGCUCCAUGUCUUCUCCAGAAAGUCCUCCCUACCACCACCAUCGAACAUCCACCAGUCCAAUUAUCAGUCCCCUCAACUACUGCCCGUACUCCGUCUCACCCUUUCUCGACAGGUACGAGGAGGCUGAAAACUCGGUGUGCAGCUACUCUCAAGAACUAAGAGCUAAGCUGUUGAAACAUCACAGCGCCAACACCAACACUGUACCUGACUUUAUCACUUUGGAGGAUGGGAUGAAGAAGUGGAAGCUGGGAAUCACGAGUCUCGAAGGGGGCAAAAAAUUAAAAACAUUAUUGGCAAAUUCUCGCCUGCACCAGAACGAAGCGGUCAUUGAAUUGGUUGGAAAGUAUCAAAUGUCGAGCAGUUUUACGCCAACCAGCAGCGCAAAAAGAGUCAGCCCUGGAUCCUCCUCGAGUCUCAUCUUCCCCGAACCGUUCGCUUACUUCCAUCAAGUACCCCGGAACGGAAUGUGCAUCAGUAUCGAUUUACGCAAGUAUGGGAAUGAGGCCCGAUUCGUUCGCCGCUCUUGCAAAGCAAAUGCAGAAAUUCGCCAUGUCGUCGGAAAGGGGACACUCCACGCGUACAUUGUCACCCUCAAGAAUGUCGAACUGGAUGAAGAGAUCACCAUCGCACACGAGUUUCAAACCAUCAAGAAAGGCCCAAGUCAUGAGUAUACUGUGGCGCCGUUCCCCCUCCCCUGUGCUUGUGUGGAUCUGACCACUUGCAACGCAAGGAUGAACGAAUCUCCUGCAAUUAUUGCUGCUGCUGCAGGCAUGUCGACAGAAGGGUAUUCGGCUAAGAAACAUAACGGAGCCAUUGUUAUGGGGGGGACGACGAGCUUACCCUCGCCCGUGUUACCAGCCGAACCAAAGGAACGAAAAAAGCGGCUAAGUUCACGCCGAAUGUCCUCUAUUGAUAAGGAGCCCCUACAACUGGUUGAACCACUAGUUGAAUUUUCAAAAGAUAACAUUGUUCCUGAGAAAGCAAAUCCUAUUCAAACCGUCUUGUCACAACAAGCUGUCGUUGGCCCUGUCGUGUUGUCGCAAGAUAUCAUUGAAUCUUCUAAGCCGGACUCUCAACCAGUCGUAACAAAAGAACGAACCACCCGGGCCAGAUCUGCUGCCACUAAUGUUGUUGCUCCUCCUCCACCAUUAGAAGAACCUACCCCAGUUGUGACUCCGCCAGUUCCUGCGACACGACGCACUCGAACUGAAAGCAUAACAUCCCGACAAAGGAAUAAAUCUGGCCAGGGUGAGGUCAAAGUAGUAAAGGAACCAUUAGCAACACAAGAACAACAACAUCGUGCUCCAUUUGCGACACCAAUAGUUGCUCCUGCCGCUACUACUACUACUCCGCAAAAGCCCACCACUGCUCCUAAACCGAAGGGAGAACCCUUAUCUCGCGAAGAACGGAAACUACAAUCCGUUCUGAGAUUAAUUGAGAGAUUGGAGAGUAAUCAAAAGAAGAAGGAAAGCCGACAAACUCAACGAAAGGACAAAGGAGGAAGUAGCAGAAAAGGUGAUGAUGAAGACCACGAAGAUUUGGAUUCUCAGACUGACCACGUCGUCGUUCCAACACCUCCCGUUAAGACAGUAAAGUUUGUUCAACAAAUCCACAAGAGGAAGGGGAAGAAGAGGGGUCGAUCGGGGAGUCACUCGUCUAAAGUUGGGGCUACGCCAACAGCACCAAUGGUCGCAGGAAAGCCACAGAUGAUUAGCCAACGCAAUUCUGGAAGUGGAGGAGACCAACGGUCAACAUCUACAGAGUCUGAAAUAAAUUCUGCUGAUGAUACGAGAGAAACUUCUUCACCUACGGGGGGAGGAGAUUUCAGAUUGCCAAAGACAAAACGGGCGCUCUUGUCGGAUUGGUACAAUUCUCCCACAAGUUCAGGAGAACUAAAUCUCCCCCAACAGUACAUGCGCCGAACUGUCAGUACAUCUGGCUUAGCACAACCCAACUCCUCUGUCACCACUCCAACAAGUCUUUCAACCACUCCCACUACCAGUAACAACACAAAUUUAGAUAAUGCCUCCGCCAAAAAGCGAUGGCUGAGACAGGCCAUAAGCGAAGAGACGGACCACCCCACCUCAGCCAGCCCAGCCAACUCUCGACCCAUGUCUCCUAUCACGACCGAUUGUGUUGCACCCCUGAAGAAGAGACGAUUUGCCAGAUCAUCCAUUUCUUCGGAAGUUAGCAACACGCCACCACUAACUCCUAACAAUCUAGAGGGACAUAAUUCAGAGCAUGAUUCUGAAAAUGACCUCGAAAGCAUGGGAGCUGCAUACAAUCGGGUAGUUUCCUCAAACAGAGAGGAAGAAUCGAACUCGUCAAUUCGCUCGGAAGAAAGAGAAGAAUGCGAACAACGCCACAGAGAGAAACGAAUCACAUCCUUAGUAGUCGCAUCCUUAGAAGAUGAAGUGGACUUGGCACAAACAAGAAAGCAAGAAAUCAUUCUCAAUGUGACAGAUGACUCUAGCGUUACGUUAUCAAAUGAAAUGGACACCAGCACCAGGGCGGACACACCUACGGCCCGACAUGAAGAUAACGAAUUUUCCUUCUCAACAACAAAACGGACCUUAUUCGAAGAUAAGAUGGAAUCAAAUCAAGAAGAGUCGUCGAAUUAUCCCCAGCAAUUAAAUAUCACCACGGAUUAUACAAACGGUCCUGUAUUUGAUACUCCAAAAACUUUGCCGAGAAGAAGUCGUUGGGAUCAACUCGAAAGUAAGGACUCUACUACAACCUCCCCUCGAGGCUCUCCUGUCAAGGCCGAACCAAUCAUACUCGACUACAAAAGGGAUUACAAGAACAUGUGUAUGAAGUUGAGCUUUGGCGCUGGUGAAACAAGUACUUCUACUUCUCAGAGAAGAUUAAGUUUUGAGAGAAUUGAAUCCUCAUUUGAAUCAUCAUACAAUCAAAAUAAUGAGGACGAGCAACAAAUGAAAUCUUACAACAACGAAGAUCCAGAAGUAUUCAAGGCAAGUGAGCAUCCGGAAAAAGUAAUGAAGCAAAGUUUGUCAAACUUUACACCUGCCAAAAGAAAGUUGUCAAUUUUGGAGUACCGCCAACGGAAGAAAGAAGGACGUCCAUUAGACAGCCCAGGUUCAUGUGAAACUAAUCUUUCAAAUUUUAAAGGCGACAGCACAUCGAAUGAUUCUAUUCCGGAGAAGAUAGAAAAGAAAUGCGAUGAAUCGACGGAGAGUAAUCCUGUAGAUAAUACUGCAGGGUUAUCGUGGUGUCCCAUUCCCACUUUGGCAGAACGUCAAAGAGAAGAACUCAGCAAACGACUCCCUUCAUUUGGUAUAAAACUUGCUGACAGUGACAAUUCUUCAAGCCCACGAGAAGAAAAAUCUGCACCUGCUCCUCCUCCUGCUCCUCUUCCAACCCGAGCUGAAAAACCUAAAGAAAAGGAAAAGUCGGAAGGGCGCACCUCCACCAUUACACCAGAAGAAAGAACCGACAGGAAAUCAGCCACCUCAUCGUCAGGAUCUAGAAAAUCCAGCAGUGGCCACCGGUUAUCUGUACCAACACCCGCAGCACUAAAACAAUCAGGAAUGCCACCACUUCCAUCCCAUCACAAGUCUUCAUACGAAGGGGGGCCGUCCACAAAGUCUUCUAGUGGCUCAAACUCUACAACGUCUCACAAUGGGUACUCGCAAUCUUCCUCAUCAUCCGGUAGAGGAGACAGAUAUAACAAGCAUCACUACCGAGGAGGAAAAGGAAAUCACCACCACCACCACCAAUCCCACAGGUCAAAAUCAUCACAUCGUGACCGAGACCGAUCCAACAACAAUACCAGCACUACCACCGGAUCCGUCCAAACUAACAAUGCAAUAAUUGGUGGCAUCCCAGUGAACAAUUUAAUUCCACCACCACCACCACCCACAAAUCAGCCCGGGCCUGCAUAUUCGGGUCGGUUUUUUAGCAAAACGUUUUUCCCACAAACUUGAACUGUACGUCGUUGUUUUUUAUUAUUCCAUAACUUCUCAACAACUGUGUAGUUUAGCAGUAAUUGUAUGAAUAGAAAUCAAGGCGGUGUAUCGCUCUCUUACUUUCAGCAAGUAAGUUUAAGUAUAACUUUUUGUGUUUUAAAUAAUGUUUAUUAAUAUGGAUCUGAUUAUUGUGACGCCUUGGUUUUAAGUUAAUGAAAAAGCUAUGAUGAGUAUGAAUCAAACCAAGUGUGCGUGUGUCUGGUUGUACGUGCUGAUUUUUGAAACAUUACAUCAUUACUGAUUAUUAUGGGUGGGGAUAGCUUUAUUAUUUCGACAUGGCGUGACACACGACGGAAAGGAAGGAUCUCACUUGUGCAAUGAUUGAUGAGCAACCAAAAUAUUUAAAUAUGUGGGUGUCAAGAAGAAUGUCGUAUUUUUUGUAUUUUGAUUUAACCAACCCAAAGAUUUAUUCGGUUUAAUUAUAAUAAUAAGUAUAAUAGUUUAGUCGUCUGUACUCCCAAGUUGUCUGUUGGCCUCUCAAUUUAACCUUUGUUUUUUUUAUAUACUUGGGAAAUUGAAUUUUGCAGGAUCUUACGUUUCUUCCUUGCCUAGUCUUUCUCCUCUCAAGAGAAUCCCAUUAUUAUUAAGUGAAGUGUAUUUUCUCCGCAUUUUCGAUUAUUGCAUUUUCAAAAUACAAAAAUCCCACCCACCUACUACUAAAUAUUUUGUAAUACGAUACAUAACUAAUAGAAUUUUAUGUAAGAGUUUAAUACCAAGGAUCAAGUUGGGUGUUGGGUAUGCAUAGCUAUCUAAACUAUCGAGUGGUAUCGUUUCGACAAGUACAAACUUUUUCUAAGCAUUUUAUAUCCGGUUGAUUUCAGGUAAGUUUUUUUUUGUUUCUGGAAAGGUCGGUGUCAUUUUUAUGAAAAUAAUUACUAUCCUAUCCACGUUUGUGUGGUGUUGGUAUGUGUGUGUGUACCUCAUUUUUAUGCAUGUAUAUUUCCUCACAUAUACAAAAGAUAACCUCAGAUACAAAGGAAUGACUCGAGAAGAAAAGCUUUAUAUUGGCGUACGUAUCCCUUUGUUGUAAUCUAGUUAACACCACAUUUUUUAAUUAUGAUUUUAACCCGUCGAAAUAGUAGUAUUAAGUAUGAUUAUGAUUUCCGAUCGUGAAGGUACAACACAAUUAAGAGCGAGUUUUUGUCGAUGAGAAUGUGAAGAAAGUAUGCGAAAUUCUAUGAAUGUUACCUGAAUAGGGUAUCGAAACUAUAAAAUUUACAACCUAAUUGUACCCGAGCUGUUCCAAGAAUUAUAUAAAUUUUCGAGAUAUUAAUAGGGCAGCCCUACUUUUAACGAAAUCCUAAAAUAUUCUCUACCGUUAUUAUAAAAUAGAGAAAUACUAAUAUGCAUGCUAACGACACAUUUUUCCCCUGGGUAGAAAUACAUAUAUAAAGUAUGUAGUAGUUUCCAUUGUGAAAUGAAAAUUAGGGCGGAAUGAAUUAUCUAACUAACUAAUUAUAAAUAUUAAUUAAUCGAUGUACAUUUGCUGUAAAUAGUUCUCUGGCUUUGUCGCGACCUGUCAGAUGUGUAAAGCUGAUAUUACAAACUAUAUAUUGUAGAUAAGGUAAAAUUUUAACAGAGAUGAUAAUUAAUUAGGGGUUAAGAAUACUAUUAAAUGUUGUGUUAGGUAUUAUAUUAUACUGUGUCGUGCUUACAUACAAUAAUUUCGUAUCAUGUCUCUCUCUGUCAUACAUUCAUUAUUAAAAUAAUUUUGUGUUACAUACAUAUUUAAGAAAGUUAUGAAUUACUUUGAAAGAUUUUCAAAAAUUUAAAAACAAAGCAAGAGAGAAGAAAUAUAUAGGUCAAUAAAUUCGAGACUACUACUUCGAAUACAUAACUCGUGAGAAAA
This is a messenger RNA of Folsomia candida, 10021 nucleotides long. RefSeq lists its product as uncharacterized. The record is from RefSeq and is a predicted model, not a curated record. The coding region runs from base 721 to 8130 and encodes 2469 amino acids. The transcript is spliced from 10 exons. Lineage: Eukaryota; Metazoa; Arthropoda; Collembola; Entomobryomorpha; Isotomidae. Gene Ontology annotation, molecular function: protein binding.